AUGGAGGGACUCCUGAAGCGAACUAACCGUCCCAACAUGGCUGCGUCAGAUCCCUAUCACAUAGUUCAACGCGCAAUACCGAAAGAACUGGGCGUUGAGAUUGUGGAAACAAUUCCGCGGUACAAAGAGGGUGGUGCGUUCGUUAAGUACGCGCGCAAGCCAGGCAUUACAGACGAUGAUAUCAGAGCGGAGGUCCAGAAAAGCCUUGCACAGAACCCAAUCAGACCAUGGUUCAACCCAUUCCAGACCGCCAGUAUAGACCUGGUGAAUGGAAAGCCUUGGAUCGAGGACCUAUAUCGAACCCCUAGUAAAACCUUGAAGGUCGAAUUCCUCCCUCAGUCGGAAGGGGUACCCCCGGUAGAGAUGAACCAAGAAGCUCUUUAUUCCCUAUUCCGUCCUUUCGGAAAGCUCCUGGAUAUUCAACCGCAACCUUCUGAUUCCAAGCUCGAGCCAAGAUAUGCUAUUUUACGGUUCGCUCAAGCCCGCUCCGCGAUCAUGGCCAGAAAUUGUUUGCACGGCUAUGCUGCUUUUGAAGAAGAAGGAGGCGGCAAGUCUGGUACAAGAUUCCGAAUCAACUACGAGCGCAGGGUGAGAUUGGCCACCAUCAAAGAUUGGAUUGUCAAUCAUCCCCGAAUUGUGAUUCCUGUACUUGCUGCUCUACUCGCCACAGCCACCGUCGUUAUCUUUGACCCCAUCCGGACAUUCUUUAUCAAAUUGAAGAUCAAGUCGACACACCAUCUUGAAGAGAAUGCAGUCUUCCAGUGGGUCCGCCGCCAAGCGAGCAAGGCCAACAAAAUCUAUUUUGGCCAACGUAAAGCUGAUCCUCGAGGAUUGACCGCAAUUUGGGAAGACCGCCAAGCUGAUAUCACGCAACUCCAAGCCUGGCUUACAGAGACCGCGGAAACAUUCAUCGUUGUGCAUGGGCCUAGGGGUUCCGGGAAACGAGAACUCGUUUUUGACCAAGCGCUCAAAGAUCAGACUUACAAAGUUGUGAUUGACUGCAAGCAGCUCCAGGACGCCCGAGGUGAUACAGCAAAGAUUUCUCGGGCGGCAGCCCAAGUUGGCUAUAGGCCUAUCUUUUCGUGGAUGAACAGUAUCAGCAGCUUCAUUGACCUCGCAGCUCAGGGUAUGAUAGGAACGAAAGCUGGGUUCUCUGAAACCUUAGAUGCUCAGCUUAGCAAGAUUUGGCAGAAUACCGCCAGUGCUAUGAAGCAAGUCGCUUUGGAAGGACGUCGCAAGACUGACAAGGAUUCGCAUCUCAGUGAUGACGAGUACCUUGAGGCUCAUCCGGAGAGAAGGCCAGUCGUUGUGAUUGAUAAUUUCUCCUACAAUGCAGAGGACAGCGUUGUGAUGGACAAAUUGACAGAAUGGGCAGCUGGUUUGACAGCAGGAAAUAUCGCACAUGUUAUUUUCUUGACGACCGAUGGGUCAUUCACAAAACCACUGAGCAAAGCCCUUCCGAAUCAGGUCUUCCGCACGAUCGGGUUGGGUGACUGUUCUCCAGAAGUUGCCCGCCGGAAGAUGACCAAGCCGAAGCGAAACCAGAGGAGGAAUCUAGAUGGCCUCGAUGAUUGCAUCCAUAUUCUCGGUGGUCGUGUUACUGAUCUGGAGUUCAUGGCGCAUCGAAUCGAAGCAGGGGAGACCCCGCAAGCUGCUGUCAACCGAAUCAUCGAGCAAUCAGCCUCUGAAAUUCUGAAAAUCUUCAUUUUGGGCACAGACAUUGACACCUCGCCCCAAUGGUCUCGUGAGCAAGCGUGGCAUCUCAUCAAGUCACUAGCACAAUCUAAAGAGGGCUCACUGCUCUAUAACAAGGUUCUCCUUGCAGACCUAUUCAAGGAGAAUGGUGAAGCCAUUCUUCGGGCGUUGGAGCAAGCAGAGUUGAUCACUGUUGGGUUUGAGAAGGGCUAUCCUCGAUGGAUCAAGCCCGGAAAGCCUGUCUACAAAGCGGCUUUUCAGCAACUCGUUCAAAACAAAACUCUGGAGAGCCGCCUGGACCUUUCGGUAUUGGGGCAGUUGAUCAGCAACGAGAACAAGAACAUUGCCAAGUACGAGGAGGAAUUGGUCAAGCUUGGCUCCCUCCUAAGUAUCCGUCGGAACUUUCAUCCCGGCUUCGGUGGCUUCUGA
Messenger RNA from Penicillium chermesinum, 2124 nucleotides. RefSeq lists its product as uncharacterized. Gene Ontology annotation, cellular component: mitochondrial inner membrane. NCBI's taxonomy places the organism in Eukaryota, Fungi, Ascomycota, Eurotiomycetes, Eurotiales, Aspergillaceae. Gene Ontology annotation, molecular function: RNA binding. The record is from RefSeq and is a predicted model, not a curated record. The transcript has 3 exons. Bases 1 to 2124 code for a protein of 707 amino acids.